UUGCUACGAAAUGGAACGAUACCUGAAGGAUGAGCCAAAACUGCAGACUUUCAAAAAGCUACCAGCCGAUUUAGACACACCAUGGGACCUGUUUGCUGCGCCCGGGCCGAUAGCGGGCUGGAAAGUAGAAGUAGAUUCUUACUGUAUAGAAGAACUAAACUUAAAUGAUAGAAACUCCGACUUACACUCGAGCUCGUCGUCCUCCUCCUCCUCGUCGUCAUCGCCCUGUUCCGGAUCGUGGGACAGCAGUUCAUCGCUGAGCUGUGCAGUGGUGAUGAAAAAAGAGCGCCUCGAUCCAGACGACGACGAUGGUAACAAUUCCGACAGCUAUGACGAGCAGAGUGAAAAGUUUGGCAAAAUCUCCGUGCACCAUCAUCAUCACCACCACCCGCAGAAUGCGAUCGAGCUACGGUUAGUGGCACGAGCGACGACCUCCGACCUGUUACCAACGUUAACACCUCCCUCGUCGCCGGAAUCACACCUCAGUAUAGGCAGCAAGGGCAUUACGACACUGGCGGCAACCGUGAAAACCGAACCGGAGAUUGCACUGCUAGAUCAUCAGGGCAUCCUGAGGGUAUCGACAGGGACGCACAUACCCCGGAAUGCGAUCGUCCGGCUGACGACGUCCAGCAGUAAAGGUGGCGUCGGGUUAACACGGGUGAUACAGGUCAGUCCCCAGCUCCAAGCUGCCAUUGCACAGCGGAGUUCCGCGACGUCAUCCAGUGCGCCAUUUUCAUCAGUGACAAGCUCGAAACAUCACCAGCGACAGCACGAUCACAGUCCGGAUUCGAAACGACGGAUACACAAGUGUCAAUUUCUUGGCUGCAAAAAAGUGUACACCAAGAGCUCGCAUCUGAAGGCACACCAGCGAACGCAUACAGGCGAAAAACCCUACAAAUGCUCGUGGGAAGGAUGCGAGUGGCGAUUCGCCCGUAGCGAUGAGCUUACCCGUCACUACCGGAAGCAUACCGGAGCGAAGCCAUUCAAAUGCCGGCACUGUGACCGCUGCUUCUCCCGUUCGGACCAUCUGGCACUGCACAUGAAACGUCAUGCAUAAACCGCAGGAAGCUGAAAAAUAUGCCAUCGGCAUCCGAUUGAAAGAGCUUGCAGCAUCGCGCUAUGUCACCCACACACACACAUCCACAUUCACCGCACAGACACACUAACACAGACACACACAAACAAGCGCGCCUCACAUCAGAAGGACAAAGUCAUCAUCCCGUUAAGAUGAUUACGUUUGAAAAUGGGUUUUUGCUAAACAAGCAAACAUUUAAAUGCACUACUUAGAGGAGGUCGCAGUAGACUUCUGCCAUCAACAUCAUCAUAAUCAUCAUAAUCAUCAACAACAACAACAACAACAUCCCAGUUACUGUCGCAGUCGUCCCUGAAUAAACACAUCAUUAUCUAGAAAAGUUUUCUCAUUAGGCUAUUAAAGCUAUUUUACACCAGGACGUAAGCUGAUAUAGGAAUGCGAGUGAGAACACGAUGGUAGCGGAAUAAAACAAACGCAAUCCAGUUUAACAGCAUAAAUUAACUAUUAUAAAGUUGCACAUUUAUGAAUUCCAAAACGUUUUCGGAUAACCAAAAUUUAAGUAUUUGGCAUUAGGAUCGGUAAGAGGAAAUUGUUAUAUAAGCGAUAAUGUCUCAUUGUAUUUUGCUUAGUUUGUAAGGAACACAUCACCCAACCCCUCCGUGGCUUUACGACCACACGUUUACGGUUCACCCCAUCAUGAUUCAUUGGAGAAUUUUCCAGUUCAUGUUAUUUUAAAUGCUUUCAUAUAUGUAUGUAUAUAUAUAUUUUUUGUUAUUGUCGGAAAUUAGACUUUUGUCAGGGACAGUGCACAAAGUUUUACCGAACGUGGCCAUUUUAGAUUGUAGUUUAUUGAUUUGUUUAUUUUUUUUCGUUAAGGGCUUUUAGUAGGUAAGAUAUGAUUUAUAAAAAAACCGAUUAGUUCUCAUUUUCAGGGCGUUAGCAAAGCGCGAAUGUAAAGCAGGAAUGAUCACAUCAAACAGAAAGUAAACCAUCACUGCCAAACCAUAAAUACUAGUGACUAUUCGAUUAGGGUUAAACGAAAGGUAUUCAACUUUGCUAGUUCUGUUUUUACAAGUUUCCGAUUUUUAUUCACUUUCCGCUUUCCAAUAUUGGUUGUUACUUUUUUCAUGUCUAUCAUAGAAACAUAAAAAAAAACAUAUCCUGCCUUUGAAUUGUAUCAUUCUUAAUGUUAUUGUAGGAGAUUGUAUUGUACAGAACGUAAAGCAGCGUCAUUUGACAGCUCAAAAAAAUCUUUGUUUUCAUUCGAUUCAUUACAAAAAUAUGUCGGGCAAUACUCAGCUUGCUAAUUCAUUAGAGUAGGACAACAGUACUCACUAGAGACAAAGGAAAAAAAACAAAAAGCAUCUACAUAUUCAUGCGUGAUUGUGCGUUUUAAAAACAGCCAACAUUAAAAAAACACACACAUCGAGACACACGAGACAGUAUAGACACUGCGAUUAAUAGGUACUACGAAACAUUGACUCAAAACAUCCCAGAGGAAGAGGAAAAUAAAACCAGAGAAAAAAAAAUGAAUGAACUAAAUGAACAGUCUAUCGUUUGCGUGAUGCAAUUUCUGUGAUCUGCAUUUUUUCGAGCGACCGGUCAGAGGUCAGGUUUAUACUUGUAACAACAAAUCACCCAUCGUGGUGCCAUAGUAGCAAAAUAUAUUAAAACGAUGGAACCACUAACCGAGGGCAGCCCCGCGAGCAGAGGACGAACGAAGGGGUUCGAAAAGUCGCGAGCUUGCCCGGGUGAGUAAAGCCUAGCUGAAUAUUCACCGAUUGAUGCUGUAUAGAGUUGUAGUAGCGAAUAAAAUGUGUUUUCUUGUGUAUGAUAAACCACACAAAAAAAAUGUUGUAGAAGUAUGCUUAAAAGCGGGAAUGAACAAUGUGAACGUUAGGAGGCAACAUUGCGGGGGAAAUGUAGAGUACAUAUUUUAAAACAAGGUUUUAGAACGAUAGCCGAAUUUUCAUCAUCGAUCACGCGCAUUUUCGUCGUAGAUAGUUUCUACUGGUUUAGAGUAUUGGUGAUUUCAGUUAAGUAAAACGGUUACAUCCAAAGACAGAAAAAAUCAGAGCAUACUUUGUUGGAAACAUUAUAACCAUUAGUUUUAUUGGCAACUCUUCUUUUUUUCUUGACCAUAUAAAACUAUUUGAAUCAUCGUGUUGGGAACGUCGUUUGUCUUUCACUAUACCUCAUGAAUUCUACCAAUAAUUAUUCAUUUCACCUUAAGGGGAAAAGCUGAAGCAAUUUUCUCUACUGCCGGUGAGUGGAAAUACAAAAAUGAAAUGUCAGUUCAAGUAGCACAUUGUCAAAAAUUACCGUCAUCUUAUUACCUGAUUGGUUUGAAUUAUAUCAGAGAUUCAAACAAACAAAUUACCGUGAGCCAGAUGUCACAAGAGCGACAAUGGUCAGUUUUGCGCAGUGGCAUCGGGUCUUCUCUAAUAAAGUGUUUUUUUUUUGAGUCCAAAGUAAAGGCUGACGAAAGGUACACUCUUACCAGCAGCUACCUAAUUUUGGAUCACAACCUACCCAAAAUCAACUAAAGUGCAUCUUCCCAAUUUUAGGUAACGAGUGAUAACCUCAAAAUUUAGGUAAAUGUAAUGUCGUUUUCGCUUCAUACCAAACCUAACCCAGUUCCCGCCCUAACCGCUGUCAAACCGUUUGUUUGAAGCUAGUUUCGAACCUAGUUUCAACGUUGUUGAACUGAAAAUCGAGUAGGUUUCAAAUCGGUUUUUUGUAUCAGGUUUGCUCAAACCCCCGUUUGUUUGAUGAAACUACCCUGAGGCAGUUCUUGGCACAUUUGUUCCAUAUUUUGGUCAUCCGCUUCAUUAUUGCCCAAAAUCUCUCGAUGCCCCGGAACUGCAGAUGGGUGGAUUUAUGUGUUUAUCGAUUAAAUCUACGUUAUUGUCGCGGUACCACUGGAUGACUUCCCGGCUGUAUGGGCUACUCGCCAAAUCUACCCAAAAUUUCACGAGACCUUCAUGGGCUUUGAUGGAAGGUAAUACGCGGUUUUUAAGUUAUUCUACCUUUUACAGCUUCGAAUCCAUCGUUUUAUUCGUCCCGAAUAUUUUGGUCUUUGCUCCGCAGCUGCAUGUCCCUUGCCAAAUGAUCAGUUUUUGGCAAAUUUGUGUAUGGAAGCAAACUUAAACUUUGCAGGAACAUCUCCUCGUGCCGUCUCCAUAUAGAAUUUUUGGCCUGGAAGCUGUCCGAAAACCGUUUCGACGUAGGUUUCAUCGUCGAUGAGCAGGCAUCCUUGGUACUUCGUCAAAAUCUGCUGGUACCAUUUCCGAGCUCGAGUUUUGGUGAUUUCAUUAUCUGAUAGUUCAGGGUUUUCUUUGACGGUUCACAGCACCUUCUGGUUCAGGUUACUUCUGGUUCUGGUUCUGUCUCCUUGUCCAGAUUAUCACAUGACUUACCGUAGUGAACAGCUUUUUGGCAAUAUUGACAUGUGGCCAUCUGAUUGUCAUAGAUAACAAGUGAUUUGCACGAGAUUCUUGUAUCCUGACCGAAAGUCACAUAAGAAGGUAUAGACCUCUGCAAGCGCAUGCGUAACAAACGUACGCCAUUUAGAAUACCGGGGAAAAGUUCUUCCACUUUUCUUUUUCGAUAGAGAGAAUCUCUCCGUUAUGGGACAUAGUUUUGCGAAUAUAAGGAUCGAUGAUGCUUGAAGGAAGAUCAUGCACACGCACUUCUAUAGCACUAUCUUCCAUAUAUGAUAUACUGGAAUGUUGUACUUAAUGUUUUCAUGCUCCACAUAGUGCACAUUGUUAUUGUCUUUUGCGAAUUGAAUUGCAUCCAACUCUUAAUAAAACUGGAUGUAAAGAACAUUAUUCGUCUUAUUGCAUUGAAGUAAAUGCACACGUUUAAUGUCAAGAUGCAUUUGCUCUUUAAGCAAACCUUCAAGUUCUCGUAUCGAAGGUCGAAUUGCACUGCCUGAAGUCAACAAUAAUUGUCUUCUUUCAUAGAGAAGGUAGCUUUUGUUCGUUUGGUUCACUGAUUUCGAGAUCGUUCUAUUGUUCACUAAACAAUACUUUACCUGGUUUCUUCCGUCCCGAACGUAAGCGGUUUUGUUUUAUCGACUGACUUGGAUGAGAUGUGAAAGCGAACUGAAAAAAUGCUAUUGAUAAACUUCGAAAGCUGCUAAAGCAAAAUCAGUCCUUUUAUCUUAAUUUUAGGUUAGUUGAGAAGUUCCGUUUUCAGGCCACAACUGCAAAUCGCUUGCCAAAGCUUAAUUGUCUUCUUAAACAUGUCGUCAAAAAUGAACUUGAAUCUUCCCGAUACAUCCACGUAUCCAAUCGCAGCGUAAAACUUUUGACCGGGAAGAUACUUAAAAUCGAAUUUGAUGUGUGUUUCGUCAUCAAUCAAAGUGCAUUCCUGUUGGGCCACCAAAACAUGGUCGUGCAAGAGUUUUACUACUGUGGAACAAAAAAAAAUAAUAAGACUUUGUUCAUAAUUUCAAAAUUCCUUAUUUAUUCUUUCAAAUCUACUUCGUCGCCCUCAAAGUAAUCCCCCCGGUCCCAAUACACUUGUGACGAUAAUUUUUCCAAUCCUCGAAACGCGCGUAGCGAUUCACGUUUGAUGUCUUCAAUUGACUCAAAACGGUUUCCCCGAAGCGAUCGUUUAAGUUUGUUGAAUAGCCAGAAGAAUACUGUGGUUGCGGAACGAUAUUGGUUGAAUUUUUAGCGUCACGAAGAAUCAAUGCAUUAAUUCUGGCCACUUUGCACGAAUACUACCUCAGGUACCCAAUUAUAUUUUGUUUAGGUUUUGUUAUCAUUGAUAUUCUAUCAAAUUUCAAGCUUUAUACUUGAACAUUUAUAAAAGUUACGCUCUCUUGAGUACGUCUGCGUUUGUGCGUAGUCCAUUUUGUAUAAUUUUCAAAAUAGAAUUGAAUUUGUAACAACAAGUUUCCAUUAAAAUUUGCGUUAAAACCGGUUUUAAUGGAGCGACGAUAUUGCAAAUUUUAGAAGAGUGUUUCGACAACGAUACUCUGAAGAAAACAGUCGUUUAUCAGUGGCACGAACGUUUUAGAAGUGACCGUAAGUCUAUGAAUGAUAAUGAGAGAAGCGGUAGACCAUCGACAUUGCAAAUCGUCGAAAACAUCAACAAAAUCAAAGAAUGGAUGACCGUAGACCGCAAAUUAACGUUUGCGUGAAGCAAUUCAUCGAAAAAAAAACAGAUUUGUAGGCAAAUAACUCGCGGAUCUUGCACCACAAUACGGCACCUUCGCCCAAUGGCAUCGUAAUUCGAGAAAUUUUGGUUAAAAACGAAACAAAUACCACCGAAAUCAUCUGAUUUGGCUCCAUGCGACUUUUUCUUAUUCGGUCGGCUCAAGAAACCGCGAACUCAGCACUCAAAAAAUCGUAGAUGGCUCUUAUGGCCAUACUGGGAACUGAAAAUAAAAAGGAAGUUUCGAGGAUUGAAUCAAGCUCUGGCAUAAAUGUGUUGCAGUCGAUGGAGAGUACUUUGAAGGGGACAGUAUCGAUUUUGAUGAAUAAUCUUGUAUUUUCACUUUCUGAAUAAAUUCGGGCAACUUUUCGAUCACGGUAGUAGCUUCACGCAACUGACGCGUAACACUCAAACAGUAUUCUUUGUUGACAGUUUGGCCGGUCGGAAGGAAUUCGGAGUGCACCACACCUCGAUAAUCAAUGAAAACUGUCAACGGUGUACCUUGAUUUGGACGUGGUUCGUCGUCAACGAACCCUCUUUGAACAACUUGUACCAAUCAAAAACACUUGCUCGCGACAUACAAAUAUCACCGAAGGCCUUUUGCAGUAUUCUGAAUUUGAUUCCGCACACAAAAUGUGAUGGAACUUCUUUGUCAAAUCAUUUUACUCAUUGUAGAAAUCGCUUAUUGCACUUUUAAUCCGUCAGAAAGACAGAGGUCAGACAGUCAUACCAACCUAGAAAAAAAAAUAUUUCAAAAGUCCUACUACUUUUUGUCCACAGUAGUACACAUUUUUUGGCUACAGAAUUAUGAAAAUUAAUAAUUGUUCUUCGCUUCUACCAAAAUGUUGAAAAAUUGCGUUUCUCACCCUAAAUGCAAUGAAAUAGCUCAAUUCUCGAAGAAAAUAUAUUGAUACAUAUAGGAAUAUUACAAUAUUUUCAUAAGACAGGGCAUUUGAGAACACUUUACUCCCCGGGUUGGCGGUUCAAUGCAUAGGGCACUGGUCUUACAAAUCAGUUGUCGUAUGUUCGAGCCCCGACCUGUAAGGAUUCGUACUGUCAGUAGAAUCGUGUAGCACCAGCCAUGCAAUGGUUCUGUACACUGUGAAUCGACUGCGAAGUCUGUUGAAACACAAGGUCAAAUUCCACUACAGGAAUGUAAUACCAAGGCUUUUUUACCCUACUUUCACUAUUGCUUUUUUUUCAUUUCCGCUUAACUGCUUAUACCUUUCCCUGAUUUACUUUCAGAGCGUUAUUUUAUUUUUAUUCAUUGGUUAUUAGUUUUCAUCUUUAGUAUCCUACUGCCUAAAUUGUCUUCAAUUAUUCCACUGUUCAAUAACAAACUAUGGCUCUUGAAACGAACUUUGUACAUCCUGACACUUAAAUUUACUCAAUAAACGAAUUUAAAAGCAACGACUUUCAUCACCAACACUUGGAAACCGGUAGGAGUUUCGGCGACACGCGGUGUGACAUUUUGUUCCAAAUUUUCAUCAUUUCCAUCAGGGAGAGUAGUAUGCACAAUCUGCAUUAAUCAUGCAUCCACCCACUUCCCAUAUGCAGUCGUCACACGUUGGCAAAAAUUUUAGAUCAAAUUUAGCAUAAAAUCGUGGAGAAACUGAUUGAAAAUGAACAGUGAAAAAAUGUGUCAAAAUAGUAUUAUUCAAAGACUGGGUAAUUUUUUACGUAUUUUAAAAAAAGAAAACUAGAGAAAUCUAAAACACGUAACGAUAUAAAAAAAUCAACAACACUAAAACAACUAGAAUUCAGAGAGAAACCCACGAAGGAGGACUUUAUACAAUUCUGUUCAAUUGAUGUAAUUACUAUAAAGUCAAUAAUCGAUCGAGGGCUCUGACACUCGGUUGCAUGCUUCCUGUAUGGUAAACUUGUUUUUUUUUCUCUCUUGCUAUUCUUACUCGGCUUCCCAAGGUAACCGCUGCUCAAGCGCCAUUGUUUUUCUUGUGCCCAUUUCAGAAACCAUACAACGCAAUAAGAAAAAAGUUCAACAAAACAAACAGGAAUGCAAUAAAUAAGACAGAACAAACCACAACCAACAGAGAGAAAAAACACAGCACAAACAAAAAAAUAUACCAAGAACACUAUGAGCACUGGAAUGAAAACAAAGCUAUUUAUUUCCUUUCAUAUUGAGAAGAGAUGAGAAAAUGAAUGAGACAACCACAUACAGAACAGUUGAAGCGGUCGUACUAUUUGAGUGUGAAAUGGUGUGUACUGCAGUGUAAAAACGAGAACGAACACACGAACACCUUCGCACAGUUCUGAGCAGUGCUGAGCGUGGGACUCGCCAUGUGUGGUGAGGCAAAACUGUAAAGAAAAGAAAGUGUAGUAUUUAGCACUAUUGUAGAGAAAUGGAAAAAUAAAUUGGUGAAUACAUUAGGCGAAUAACUAGCGAAAACCGUAGUUUAGACAAAUAUAUUUUUUACGAACUUUUUUUUUGAGACAAAGAAAAAAAUGUAUAACAAAGCAAGAGCAAAUUGUAAAGAAAAAAGAACGUAAUUGCACGAAAAGGCGCAUUCAAAAUCACAUAUUAUUUCCCACAUACCCACACACACACACAUACAGUCUUUAGGCAAUUCUACCAAAAUAUUCAAACGCAACAACAAAGGCACCCACUAGCACCUUACUUUAGCACAUUAGUCCCUACGGAACGUUUCUGGCUUCCAAGCUGUAAUGCCUAAGCUACUUUCGAAUGUUUAACCUGUAAGACGCAACCCUAGGUUUAAGGAGUUCAUGUUUCCCUCCCUAUCGAAUGAUACCAAAAAAACCAAAAUCUGGAAGAAGAGUAAUUUGAAUUGUUGCUUGUUUUGUCGUACGACGGAUAGCCUUUUAGUUAAGUUCUGUUGAUUAAUUUUAUCCUACUUCCUACGCCGCUUGGUUGUGCACACGAAGAUUUGGUGAGCUUACAAGUUGACCACCAAGCAAACAGAGAAUAACAGAAAGAAUAUUAUUAUCGGAAGCAAGUGUAACAUAGCGAAAGAACUAAAAAAAAUCCAAUACGAUUAAAGAUAAAAUUAAAACAAUAAAAUAAAGAAACGAAUUUUAUACAAGCUAUAUUUAAGAUAAUUUAAGAAGGAAAUCGUAAAAAAGGAAGAAAAAUUAAAUAAAAAGAAACUCUAUGUUGCGUAAAUUAAGGCAAUCUACUCUGUAAGCUGUAGAAGUUUUGUAACAGAAUUCCAUUUGAUUUAGGAGCUAGCAAAUGCUGCUAAGAAAAAUAAUCCGUUAUUGGCGAAGCGAUAGACAGAAAUACUGACUUGUUUAGUUCUAGUGCAAGAUAAAAUAUGGCAGGACGGCGAAGCUGGCGAAUGCUGGCGAAUCUGGCGGGGUUUCGAUCGAAACGUUCGAGUACUUGUCUACUGGAUGUGUGAUGCACAAGAAAGUGAGUUUUUCUAAUGAAAAAUUUUCGAUCAGGAAAAUCUGUCUCAAAACCCGAAACGGGGCAAAUACGAGUGUUGUUUCUCCGGGGAUCGUUACCUGUGUCAAGUCUUUUCACCUGGGCCAUGAAUGUCGUGGCCGUAACUCACCACUAAAGAUUGAUUUUUAGGAAAUAUAGGAAUUGAUUUAAAAACUCACCAAAAUUUAUGAAAUCGCCAGAACGAUAAUAAUUCAAUGUUUGAAGAUGUUGGCCGCGGUUUCGCUAUCUCCAACAUAUCGACCAGUUUUCCCGAGUAAUACCAUCGGCCCAUAAUCCACACCAAACAGUGACUUUUUUGGGAUCCAUUAAUAGUUGUUGAAAUGCUUCUGGCUGCGUCAUUUUUGCUUGUUGACGUAUCCAUUCAAGCAGAAAUAAGUUUCGUCACUGAACACAAUUUUUCGAUAAAAAAGUAAAUCUUCCUCCAACUUUACCAGCGCCCAUUCCUGGUUAAAUCAUUAGGUUUUUUACUGUCACUGCUAACCUCAAUCGGAUGAACACAUUUUGACAGUUCAGCAGUACUGUUUGUAAACAGAAAUUUCUUUUGUUUGUUUAUUGACAAAUUGGAUCAGACCAUUUACGGUCCGUAUCGCCUAAAUAAAGUUUUAAAACAUUUGUUCACGAUUGAAUACGGUUCGUUUUUUGAUAUUUAUUAAAUAAAAGUGACUAGUUGCAAAGUGUAAAGACGAUUGUUUUAGAUGUGCUCUUCGAUUUUUGUUUAAGCUUGUUUGUAAACAGUACCGCUGAACUGUCAAGGAUGAAUACUUGUUCAUUUGUGUCGUCACGAUAAAAAACCUAAUAGACCGAACGACGAUUCAUGAUUAAAUUAUAGAACAAACUGAACAAGUUUGAUAAUGACACAAGACGCAAUUCAUGCGUGAUCUGUCAAAAACAGUGUUGCCGAAAAGAUAUCAGCAAAAAAUCACUUUUUAUAACAUUAUGUGGCAUUACAUUUUUUUGAGGAUAUCGGCUCAUAUACUCAUUGAACAUAACUCAAAAUUGAGUGAGUUCAUAACAAGAGCACGUAGUCAAAACUUGAGUGUGUACUCAUUUUUGAGUAAAGGAAUAAAGAUUUGAAUGUUUGAGUUAUAUUAAAUUAAAAGCAGAAAAAUAUGCGUUAGUUAAAAAUUUGAGUGAUUUUAACUCAAAAUUUGAGUUCUUUGAGCUACAAUUUUAAUGACACAUUUUCGCUCACAUUCGAGUACAGUUAACUAAAUAUUAAGUUCUUCAACCUCAAAAUAUUCUGCUCCACAAAAUGGAUUAGAAUAGUUCAAAAUCGCUCAAUUUUUGUCACAUUUAUUUGACGUUGGACCAAAAUGGUCUAACAAUCCAUAAUGAAGUGACCUGUAUGGGACUAAAAUUAAAUGGUUUGGAAACAUUCCUGAUCGACUUCUUACUGGAUGUAAUUGAAACCUAGUACACCCAUAGGAAUCACAUAUGCGACUGAAGUGGCAAAUAAUGCCAGGAAAGGGUUGUCGAAUCGUCAAUGUACAACAAUCUUAAUCAAUAAAUUCUUGACAAGUGUUUGUAUUUUUACAACACACUCCGAGCAACAUGACGGUUAGAUUUUUUUCGUUCAAAUAUUUGAAAACUCAACGCUUACUUUAUAAUCUCUCUCUCUAUCUCUCUCUCUCUCUCUAUCUUUUAACUCAAUUUUCAUUUUAAUCAAAUCAGAACUCAAAUGUUGACAGAUUGCUUCAGUUUAUGGAUUUGAGUAAUCGCAACUCAAAUUUUGAGUUAUGUCCAAUGUGCGUGUACGCAACAAGGAAUUGCAGAUUAAAUCUGGGCUAAAUCUACUCAUUUUUGAGUUAAGGGACAAAGUUGUCAAAGCUCAAAAUAGACAAAAAAAAUUUUUUUUCAAAAUUUGAGUUCCUUGCACUCAAAAUAAAGAAAUUCUUAUUCAUUAAUGUUUAUAUACAAAGUCAUUUUUUUUUCUUUUAAAUGGCAAGCGCAAAAAAAGUGAUUCAAAGCCAUUUCUUUUUGACCAGUUUGGAGUCAAAAUUGAACGAUUUUUAUAUCUUUUUAUUUUGGAUUUCUCACUUAGCAUAAUUGAAUCCACAAAAUUUCUAUUGAAACCAUCUAUGAUUGAUGAUUCAUGAAUUCAAAAACCGGAUCUAGAAACUGCAAUGAAAAACGACGUAUUCUUGCAUUCUUAAAUUCGAGCAAAAUUUUCCGUGAAUGAAAACGCACUGAACUGCAAGAAGUAUUUUUUCCCCCAAAUGUUUCAAAACUCGGCACUUACUCUACCGUAUGAAUAAAUGCGAGAAAAAUCAUGGCCUGAGCAAAUUCUACUCAAAUCCAUACUCAAAUUUUGACAUAUUAUUCCAGUUUAUGAAUUUGAGUAAUCGUAACUCAAACUAUGAGUUAUGUUCGACGAGCUUGUAAUUCAUCAAUUGAAUUUUUUAUUGUGACGUCACGAAUGAACAAAAAUUCAUCCUUGACAGUUCAGCGGUACUGUUUACAAACAAGCAUAAACAAAAAUCGAAGAACACAUUUUAAACAAUUAUCUUUACACUUGACAACUAGUCACUUUUAUUUAAUAAAACUCAAAAACAAACCGUAUCCAAUCGUGAGCAAAUGUCUUAUUACUCUAUUUAGGCGAUAUGGACCGUAAAUGCUCUUAUCCAAUUUGUCAACAGACAAACAAAAAAAUCUCUGUUUACAAACAGUACUGCUGAACUGUCAAAAUGUGUUCAUCUGAUUGAGGUUAGCAGUGACGGCAAAAAACCUAAUGAAUAGAACCAUGUUACAUUUUACAUGUUCUGUGGUCUUGAUAAUGAACCACACAUUAAAAAAAUAGAUUUUCUUGCUCAUAACAAAGUAUACGCUUCAAGUUGAUAAUGUAUGCUCAGUUAUCAAUGGGUUUGAGACUGAAUGUAGUGAAAUUUUUGUGUAAUUUUGAGUGAUUAAUACAUCGCAUGACAUCUACAUAACAUUGGUAAUUGAACGAGAAAUGUCGGUUCUGGUUUUUACGGCAAGCACAAUAUAACGACUCACAUUUGAAAAAUAGGUAGUUCAUGGCCUCGAUAUCGUGAAAACGUACCAACCAUUAAAGCAUUCAUGAAAACAUUUUUUGACAUUAAAAAUGCCUUAUUCUUCAUAAUACGUGGCCAAGUGUCAAUUAAAAAUUAGAAAAUUAGCCGCGUUAGAUUUUUUGUCAUGAUUUUGAACGCAAAGAACUCAGUGAUCUGUGGAUGGAUUUAUAUAAUUUCACUACCAAUCGAUUCGAGACCAUUUAACUUAAACAUGUAUGGCAACGUCGGUUCCGUAUUUCAAUAGCAUACUAUUGAAAAAUUGGUUAGAAUCGACCUAUGUUUUCACUAACCAAUCACAGCAGGGUAAAUGAUGCCAUCCUAUUGAUUUCUCGUGCACGGCCGAUAGUUUCGAUCGUUGAUUUGCACCUUGAAUUUCAUAUUAUAGCAGAUCUGCUUCGUUCGGUAUAUGAGCCGUCAAGCAGGUAGCUUGUCACUCGCUGAAUGCUUGCUUUUUGUGGUGUGCCAUUUUCUUCCAUCUGCUACACACCGUGUUCGCUUGAAUAUAUUGAAUCUGUUGAUUCUACGGGAACUAUCAGGCCAAUUCAGAACAUUCGGCGAUAGACUUAGAUAUAUUCCUAACAUAGGACAAUUCCAUUUAUUUAAUAUUGAAUCUGUUGCAGUAUUGAUUUUUUUAGUAAUAGAACCUGCAUCACCGACAAAAUGCUGUUAAUUUUAUUAUAUAAAUUUUUGAUACUAUCGUUUAUAUAUUUUAAAAAUCUGAUUAACGAUUAUUAUUACAUAAAUUCAUUAGAAUUAUGAAUACUUUUGUUUCAAGCAAUAUAAUAAAACAAUCUUAAAGUUGUCUGUAGCGGAUAGUAUUUUUCUGAGGUAAAGCAAAGUUUUGUCUGUGACAGCAGUUCCCUUGCUACACACUGGAAACAUAACCUGAUCAUGACUAAAAAGAGCUUCAAAAAGCACGAUAAAGCGAUACUCAAUCGAAACAUCAGUCAAAUUUGCAUCUUCUCAACUUCACAGUGGAUUUUCACUUGAAUUCCCUACAAUUCGAGAUGUUAUACUCAAGGAUGGUUUUUAUCGUAUCAAUUUGAUUUAUAGAAGUAACAGGAGUUCAGGGUUUUGCGCAGUGUUUGAAACAGCCCUCCGGUUUGAGCGAUUGUUUGUGUUCGCUCUAGUCCUGUACUCCUGUUAAUUCUCUGUACGAAAUUCAAGUAAAUAGCGGUAACAUGGUUGAAACUGUGGCAUGAAACAUGCUUUGUGAUUAGAUUUUUAUUAUUGUCGUUAUAAUAACGAUAACGAAUGGAACCUCAACGCAGCAAUAGAACUUAGAGUUCGAAUAAGAGUUCGUGUGGGAGUGAAAGAGCGAGUAGGAUUUUUCACGUAUGUAAUACUCAAAGAGUAAGCAACAGCAAGAGUGCGAGAGUGGAAGAGCAACGGGUGCAGUAGGAGUGUGCAUGCUUGUCUGACACGAGUGAGUGAGUGAGGGCCAAAAGGAGCACGACUGAGGUGGAGAAUGUUUCAUCGUCACUAACCAGUUAAGAAUGUCGUAGAGCAAUCAUGCGAAAAAAAUGUGUGUGGAGCACGCUCACAGGAGAGUCUUUGAUGUUUAGGUGGCACAGGAGAGAGCAGAAUGUGUGCAAUUUGAAUGAGCUUAGCAACACUGAUUGAGAGAGUCGAGUUCUUGUAGCAUCUUCUACCGGAUUGAAAAUGUUGUAUACAAUAUAGAUAAAUAUCGAGCAGCUUCUGUCAAAUUUUCGGCAAUCACCAACACUGGUUAUACUGAUUUACGGUAUUUUAAAUUACCAUUUUUAACUGCAGUCGUGCACUCGUUCAGCUUGAAAUCGCAGUUAGCCAUGUUUGGACAACCGGAAUUCGGCAAAUGAUCAUAGUAGCAAGUUUACUUCAGUUAAAAACUGAGCGUCGUGCAGUUUGUAAAUUGAAACAAAUAAUGGAAUUAUUUGCUUUAGUCAACGUGAAAAUUCGUGAUCUCUGUCGUAUUAAUAAAUUAUGCGUUGUUAGUUUAUUUUAGGGCUACAAUAUGCAGUCAUUUAAUACAUUCCCGGUUUUCGAUUAACGAUUUGCGGUAUAAAAAAUUUCUCCAAAUAAGCAAGUAAAUAAUGAAUAUUUCCUUCGAAAUAGUACAUCAUACCUGAUUAAUUUAAAUAAAAUUGAAAGACUGGAGUGUAUCUUCUUCUUCAUUCUAGUUGGUGUAGCCUUGAUGUUGUUAACACCUAUUGAUGUCACAGCAACUUAGGUUAUAUUUCUAGUUGAUUUACGACUUUCAGAUUUACGAGAUUCAGAUUGUUCUGUUCAGAGAUUCUCCAGAGAUUUAUCAUUCUCACGAAACCGAAAAGCUUGGCAAAUGCAAAUUACUCGUUAGAUUGAAUAUAUUCAGAAUUUCGGUAGUUUCAAAACUUACCGAAACAAUCUGCUGCUCAAAUUUCGUCAAAUAUGUGUUGAUAGUCGAGAAAACAAUCUAAAAUCCAAAUCUGGUCAUCCGAUCUUUCCAUUCCGAAAGAAAACUUUGACUGUAGUAAAUAAAAUCAUUAGGCAUCGGGAAUUGCGGGACGCAACCUAAGCAGACUUGAAAUCAACGAUCCCGGAUUCAUCAUCAGUAAAUUGUUUUUCCUUUUCGGAAAACUCUUCAGAUUCGCCAGUGUUGCCAUUUCGCCUGCAAUUAAUAUAGAGUGAACCGAUAGAAUACGCCGCUAGCCAAAUUCUAUGUAUUUUUGCUGUUAAUAAGCUGUUUUUGUUGUUUCAAUGAGUGUAGGAAAAUCAAAAUGGAUGUUAGAAGGAACUAAAACUAACAACCCAGAUAGACACGAUUUCGAGAAUCGUACAUUUUCUUUUACGCAAAUUUUAUCUGUGUUCUCUUCUGAUUGAGUCUACCAAUGGAAAGCUCAGAGACUUGCGAAGAUCAACCGGAAAGAAAUCCCCGAAAAACACACAGAACAGAAAUCCAUGUAAAAUCCAUGGAAGCAUUUCUAAAAAACGCUGAUCUAAACUUACAAUAUUAAUUGCCGUAAGCAAAGAACGUAAUUGAUUACCAUUCAUGUAAUUUGUUACAAUUAAGGAUAUAAUUAAAAGGAUAAUCGUCAUUUGUUUGACAGGCGCUAGUUUCACUAAUCGAUGUUUGAUUUUUUCUUUCCAAACCAACUGUGUCAGUAAAAUUAAGUCCCUUUUGUAUUUUGUCCCCUAUAAGAGUGGAAGAAAGUCGAUUUAGUUGGUCAGACCGGGAUGAGAAACCGAUAGACUCGUCGACAUAUCGGAGCCAAUAGUUCGUUCGUGAUGAGUUCUUCAUAAACGACAACAAACUAAGUUUGAAAGGAUAUGCUUUACACGCGAACGGUAAACUAAUGCGGCAAUGGUUGAAUAUCACCCAACCACUGUAGAGAGUUCACGAACGAAAGCAGAAGAGAAAAAAACCAUGGUUAUAAAGAGAAAACCAAGAUGACACGUGUACAUAAGAAAAGAAAACAAAAAAAAAGCAAAUAAAUAAUUAUAAGUAAUUAAGUGAUAUUUUUCAGUAGUUUUCGAACGAAAAUAAUUAGUCGAUAAGGGAAAGCGCAAGAGAGAACGUGAUACCAGAUGAGAGAAAAGCUAUUUUUAUGAAAAUUUAUAACUGUAACUGUAUUAUUAGAGGUGAGAGUGAGUCUGAAAAUGGUCGGCGUAAAAUACGUUUUUAACUAAAUCGGAUAUCGUGGGAUGAGCUGAAUGGAAUACUGUUUCACAUAAACAAACAAAAAAAAGAUUAUUUGGACUGUAGACGAAGAAGUAUGAAGGUUUAGUUCAUUUUAGCAAAGAAACCAGGAAAAAGAAAGGUUGCCCCUCAAACGGACUCUUACUCUGAUUCAAAAUUCUCAUAAUUGUUAAUAAGACAAAUUCUAUCGAAUAAUUCCUUUGACAUCAGUCUAAGUUACUUUUUAGACUUAUUCAAAAUGUAUAAGAAAACAUAAAUGAAUCUUUAUAUCAAACAAAUACAUUACUAAAUGUUUUGGCAUCACGUAAAAUAAUAAUUGUUUGCAUCUUAAUGUUCUAGCUUUUUAUGAAACCAUCACGAAAAAAAUAUAGAAAAGCAGUAAUACCGUGACACACUGUAAUGUUUGCUAGCUUUUCUGCUGCUGGUUCCAAGAGAAGAUAUAUUUAUUGAACUUUUGAGAAGAAAAUAAACGAAGUGAAAAAAGAAAAAAAGGAAGCAAGGCUUUCGUUGUGCAAGAUAUAUUUAAUAUAGAAUUGAAACGUUAAGUACAUGAUAUAAAUUUAAAUCAAAACACCGCUUAUUACCAUUUAUCUACUGAUACGGAAGCUUGAUAAUUCAUCGCGCGCUGCAGACCGAGUGCGAAUCGCACUCAAUUUCGAAACUAGAAAACAAGAUCAAAUAAUUGUAAAUUAAUAAUCAGUUGCAAAACCAUCUUCGAGCGAUUGGAUUGACACUUGGAACAGCUGACUGAUACGCAGUGGUAUGAAAUUGGCUCCGAAUAUGACGACGAGGUUCUCUUAUUGGUUUUAAUCACAAUUUAAUAUUAUAUUGAACAGAGAUGAAAUGGAUGAAAGUUAUAGCUUAAAAUUCUGCUAUGUGCAUACUAAAUUUAAGAAGAAAAAAAAAUAAACGUACGUUCCUGUUACAAAAAUGAGUC
Messenger RNA from Malaya genurostris, 17250 nucleotides. RefSeq names its product Krueppel-like factor luna. NCBI's taxonomy places the organism in Eukaryota, Metazoa, Arthropoda, Insecta, Diptera, Culicidae. The record is from RefSeq and is a predicted model, not a curated record. Gene Ontology annotation, molecular function: DNA-binding transcription factor activity, RNA polymerase II-specific; RNA polymerase II cis-regulatory region sequence-specific DNA binding. Gene Ontology annotation, biological process: regulation of transcription by RNA polymerase II. Bases 11 to 1057 code for a protein of 348 amino acids. The transcript has 3 exons.